AUGGAUAAACUAAGUAAAUCACUUGAAGUUUUAAGGUUACUUUCAACAACAAAAUCAGAAACAUUAAUAAUCAAAGGUAACAAUGAAAAUUAUUUUAAAUUAGUUAAAGGUAGUGUGGAAACAUUAUUUACAACAUGUGACGAAAAUGCUUAUAAUAACUUCUCGUGGCCUAUUCAGCAAAUGUGUUAUCCUAUGGUUAUAGCACGUUUUCUAAUGACAAAUGCAAUUAAUCAAUUACUUGAAUAUCAAAAUAGUAGUACACGCUUAAUAAUUGUUUAUCUUGGUUUAAUAAAAAAAAUUCUUCAAUUACUUGGUUAUUCAAAUUUAUUUGAUUUUGAUCAAUUAUUAAUUUCAACCCAAAUUGGAUCUAUAGAAGAAAUUCGUGUUAGUGAAGCCUUAAAAACAGCUUAUUCAACAUGUCAACGUUGA
Messenger RNA from Rotaria sp. Silwood1, 429 nucleotides. NCBI's taxonomy places the organism in Eukaryota, Metazoa, Rotifera, Eurotatoria, Philodinida, Philodinidae. The record is from the annotation of a GenBank genome assembly.